Messenger RNA from Drosophila guanche, 1064 nucleotides. RefSeq names its product protein l(2)37Cc (gene Phb1). Gene Ontology annotation, cellular component: membrane; mitochondrion. Gene Ontology annotation, biological process: mitochondrion organization. The record is from RefSeq and is a predicted model, not a curated record. The transcript has 3 exons. Bases 120 to 950 code for a protein of 276 amino acids. NCBI's taxonomy places the organism in Eukaryota, Metazoa, Arthropoda, Insecta, Diptera, Drosophilidae.
CUGACAGUAUAUUCUAUCGAUAAUUCCGCGGUCACACUUGCUCUGCUCUGAAAGUCGUGUUUAAAUAAAAUUUGUGUCUUAAUUUUGCAAUAAUACACAUUAAAAACUUGUAAUCUACCAUGGCUGCACAAUUUUUCAACCGCAUUGGCCAGAUGGGCCUCGGAGUAGCCGUGCUUGGCGGCGUUGUCAAUUCCGCAUUAUAUAAUGUGGAGGGAGGCCACCGGGCUGUGAUUUUCGACCGAUUCACCGGCAUCAAGGAGCAUGUGGUUGGCGAGGGCACACACUUCUUCAUCCCAUGGGUGCAGCGUCCCAUUAUUUUCGACAUACGCUCGCAGCCCCGCAACGUGCCAGUCAUCACCGGCAGCAAGGAUUUGCAGAAUGUGAACAUUACGCUGCGUAUCCUGUACCGUCCCAUACCCGAGCAGUUGCCAAAGAUCUACACGAUUUUGGGCCAGGACUACGAUGAGCGUGUCCUGCCCUCCAUUGCCCCUGAGGUGCUGAAGGCAGUUGUCGCUCAAUUCGAUGCCGGCGAGCUGAUUACGCAGCGUGAGAUGGUUUCGCAGCGCGUCUCGCAAGAGUUGACCUUGCGCGCUAAUCAGUUCGGCUUCAUUCUGGACGACAUUUCGCUGACACACUUGACCUUUGGCCGUGAGUUCACGCUGGCCGUUGAGAUGAAACAGGUUGCCCAGCAGGAGGCCGAAAAGGCUCGCUUCGUUGUGGAGAAGGCAGAGCAGCAGAAGCUGGCAUCGAUCAUUUCGGCUGAGGGUGAUGCCGCCGCUGCCGGUUUGCUGGCCAAAUCGUUUGGCGAGGCUGGUGACGGUCUCGUCGAGCUGCGUCGUAUUGAAGCCGCCGAGGACAUUGCCUACCAGCUAUCCAGAUCCCGUGGCGUUGCCUACUUGCCCAGUGGCCAGAGCACGCUCCUCAAUCUACCAUCGACCCUGGCGCAGUAGCUCGACGCGUCUAGUUCCGUUAAGUUGUAACUACCUUUAGCAUUUACUAAGUACUCUUUCGAUUUGUUUCUGCUGAAAUAUGCACUGUUGUAAUGCGCGCCCACUGACUGACUG